Molecule: messenger RNA, 695 nt
Organism: Struthio camelus australis
Lineage: Eukaryota; Metazoa; Chordata; Aves; Struthioniformes; Struthionidae
Gene: GHRL
Product: ghrelin and obestatin prepropeptide
Biological process (GO): positive regulation of growth hormone secretion; regulation of response to food; gastric acid secretion
Cellular component (GO): extracellular region
Molecular function (GO): growth hormone-releasing hormone activity; ghrelin receptor binding
Source: RefSeq, a predicted model, not a curated record
UUUUCCAACCUGUGUUUUCAGGUUUGACACACUGUUUACUGAAGAUGGUCAUGUUUCUCAGAGGUGCUCUGCUUGGAAUUCUCCUCUUCAGUGUUCUCUGGACAGAAACUACUCUGGCUGGCUCUAGUUUUUUAAGCCCUGAAUAUAAGAAAAUACAGAAACAAAAGGAUCCAAAAAAGCCAACAACAAAAUUACACCGUCGAGGCAUGGAAGGUUUUUCAGAUACAGAUGAAGCGUGGGCAGAAGAUGACAGUAACAGUAUUGAAAUUAAGUUUAAUGUUCCCUUUGAAAUUGGUGUCAAGAUCACAGAAGACCAGUAUCAGGAAUAUGGACAAGUGCUGGAGAAGAUGCUAGGGGACAUUCUUGAAGAGAACACUAAAGAAACGCAAAUGAAAAACUGAAGCAAGCUGAAGGACAAAGGCAGCACCAACACUAUUCCACCUGCAAUGUUUUUAAGUUUUACUUUAAAAUGAAACUAUUACUGAUUUCACAACAGUAAAUAGGAAAGAUGUACAUGAGCCUGAAUAGUGUGCUCUGAUAAAAAGCACGAUGCUAACAGAUGAUCUUUUAUGGAAUACAAACAAGAAUAGCAAAGAGGAUGAUUAAUAGCAGGCUGACAUGUAGGCUUAUUUUAUCUCUUUCUUGGGAAAUAUUGUGAUUAUUCUAACUUUGAAAGCUGUAUGAAUCCAUUCUAA